This is a messenger RNA of Miscanthus lutarioriparius, 870 nucleotides long. The record is from the annotation of a GenBank genome assembly. Lineage: Eukaryota; Viridiplantae; Streptophyta; Magnoliopsida; Poales; Poaceae.
AUGCCUCUCCACGCCCGCGCACCGGCGCUCCACCGCUCCUCCCACCUUCUCCCCACCGCCACCGCUCGGCUCCGCCCGUGCGCAGCGCCAGCGGCCAAACCCCGCCGCCGCACCCUCUCCUCCCUCGUCCGUGCCUCCAACUCCGACCCUCCGCAGCAGCAGCAGGUCAACCUCUCCGUCCUACGCUUCACCCUCGGGAUCCCGGGGCUGGACGAGUCGUACCUCCCGCGGUGGAUAGGCCUCGGUUUCGGCGCGCUCGUGGUCCUCAACCACCUCCUCUCCCCGCCCCCCACGCCCGCGCAGCUCAGGUCCGAGGCUCUGGGGCUGUGCCUGGCCGCGUUCUCGGCGACGCUGCCGUUCCUCGGGAGGUUCCUUGAGGGCGCUGAUGCUGCCAGCCGAGUGCCGUUGCCCGAGGGGAGCAGCCAGGUGUUCGUCAUGUCCGAGAACCUGUCAGCGGUGCAGAAGGAGGACAUGGCGUGGGCGUCCUAUGUCCUGCUGCGGAACACAAACACCACGUCUGUGGUCAUAGCAAUUGGGGAUCUCUUCUGCGUACGAGGAUACUGGAAUCCACCUGCAAAUACUUCAAAAUAUGCCAUGAUUGAGUGGUUCAAAAGUCAGAUGCAACAGGUAGGACUUGUUGAUUUGAAGGAUGCUUUGUACUUCCCUAAUUCCUCAGAUUCUCAGCUUGUGAAGAUUCUGCCAGAUGGGAUUCUUUCUGUGUUAGCUCAACCAAUUCUGAGUCCUGAUCCAGCUAAUAAUGAAACAAAAACUGAAGGUGUCAUCCUGUUGGCUUCCAAUGCAAAUUAUGCAUAUAGCAAGAAAGAUAGGGCCUGGAUAAGAACAGUUGCAAACAAAUUUCAACGUGCUUAA